Messenger RNA from Caenorhabditis briggsae, 597 nucleotides. Lineage: Eukaryota; Metazoa; Nematoda; Chromadorea; Rhabditida; Rhabditidae. The coding region runs from base 1 to 597 and encodes 198 amino acids. The record is from RefSeq and is a predicted model, not a curated record. The transcript is spliced from 2 exons.
AUGUUCCAUUAUUUCCUGAUAUUGCUUUUUCCAUUGGUCGUUGUUGGCCAAUGGGGAACACCACCACCAGUCGUUACCGAUCAGCAGUGUCAAGAGGAAUAUGACAAGAUAUUGGGAUGUAUAAGGACACCUCUUUUCACUAAAUUCGACGAUAUUCCCUUACGGGACCUGAAUAAAACUCAGGAACUUGUCAACGAAAUUACACAUGUCUUGGACUGCUCCGGAUUUUUAAAUUGUAACAGCUCCAGAAUUCUUCAAUCCGUCUUUUUCAAUCAACGCUGGAUUUCUGAUCAUUUUCAUGCCACGUUGCCUGAAUGCCUAACAAGAGAAGCUGAAUGGAGCCUAUUUAACCAAUGCGGUGCUUUGGAAGAUGAUUUUAACUGCAAUCGAUUCAACAAAUCCAACUUGAAAUGCCACACCACUGAACUGAAAAAACAACCGAAUUGCACUUGGGAACAUGUGAAACCAUAUGUCAGAUACUACUGGGCGGCUCGUUCUACUUGUGUGAUGGCUCAUCAAUGGGAAUUAGAGAUGGAUCGUCAUCAUAUCAAAGUGAAACGGAUUGGCGACCUUUUCAAUCCAUUGGCGUUCGAUUAA